Molecule: messenger RNA, 2770 nt
Organism: Sus scrofa (pig)
Lineage: Eukaryota; Metazoa; Chordata; Mammalia; Artiodactyla; Suidae
Gene: SRSF1
Product: serine and arginine rich splicing factor 1
Cellular component (GO): nucleus; cytoplasm
Molecular function (GO): mRNA binding
Source: RefSeq, marked provisional
GGGAGACGUGGUGUCGCUGCGGGCUCGCUCUCCCGCUCGCUAGGCUUGGUGGGAAGGCCUGUUCUCGAGUCCGCGCUUUUCGUCGCCGCCAUGUCGGGAGGUGGUGUGAUCCGUGGCCCGGCAGGGAACAACGAUUGCCGCAUCUACGUGGGUAACUUACCUCCAGACAUCCGAACCAAGGACAUUGAGGACGUGUUCUACAAAUACGGUGCUAUCCGCGACAUCGACCUGAAGAAUCGCCGCGGAGGACCGCCCUUCGCCUUCGUUGAGUUCGAGGACCCGCGAGACGCAGAAGACGCGGUGUAUGGUCGCGACGGCUAUGAUUACGAUGGAUACCGUCUGCGGGUGGAGUUUCCUCGAAGCGGCCGUGGUACCGGCCGAGGCGGCGGCGGGGGUGGUGGCGGCGGGGCUCCCCGAGGGCGCUAUGGCCCCCCAUCCAGGCGUUCUGAAAACAGAGUGGUUGUCUCUGGACUGCCUCCAAGUGGAAGCUGGCAGGAUUUGAAGGAUCACAUGCGUGAAGCAGGUGAUGUAUGUUAUGCUGAUGUUUACCGAGAUGGCACUGGUGUCGUGGAGUUUGUACGGAAAGAAGAUAUGACCUAUGCAGUUCGAAAACUGGAUAACACUAAGUUUAGAUCUCAUGAGGGAGAAACUGCCUACAUCCGGGUUAAAGUUGAUGGGCCCAGAAGUCCAAGUUAUGGAAGAUCUCGAUCUCGAAGCCGUAGUCGUAGCAGAAGCCGUAGCAGAAGCAACAGCAGGAGUCGCAGUUAUUCCCCAAGGAGAAGCAGAGGAUCACCACGCUAUUCUCCCCGUCAUAGCAGAUCUCGCUCUCGUACAUAAGAUGAUUGGUGACACUUUUUUGUAGAACCCAUGUUGUAUACAGUUUUCCUUUAUUCAGUACAAUCUUUUCAUUUUUUAAUUCAAAACUGUUUUUGUUCAGAGUGGGCUAAAGUGUUGAAUUGCAUUCUUGUGUAAUAUCCCCUUGCUCCUAACAUCUACAUUCCCCUCAUGUCUGAUAAAUUGUAUUUUAAGUGAUGUCAUAGACAGGAUUGUUUAAAUUUAGUUAACUCUCCAUGCUCUUCAGACUGUGAUACUGUGUAAAUGUCUAUUCUGCUCUGGUUUGUGUGAACUGGGAUGUUGGGGGUGUUGGUGGUUAUCUUACCUGGGGAAGUUCUUAUGUUUAUCUUGCUUUUCAUGUGUCUUUCUGUAGACAUAUCUGAAGAGAUGGAUUAAGAAUGCUUUGGAUUAAGGAUUGUGGAGCACAUUUCAAUCAUUUUAGGAUUGUCAAAAGGAGGAUUGAGGAGGAUCAGAUCAAUAAUGGAGGCAAUGGUAUGACUCCAAGUGCUAUUGUCACAGAUGAAAUUGGCAGUAUUGACCUUAUACUAAAAGGCAAGGGUUUAAAGUGAUUAUAUACAUCUAUCUUAAAACACUUGAAAACAUUUUAUGCAGUUAUAUUUGGCUACAAUUGCUUUACUCUUUAAAACUCUGGCAAUUGUGGCAAAAUUACAUGGCCCAUUUUGUAACAAUUUGUUUUGCUCCCUUCCCUUUUUUGUUUUAUUAGGGACUAAUGUGGGAAGAACUGAUUAAUUUGUCACAGUGCUUAGUUACAACUGUUAAUGUGUGACCUGCUGUUGGUGUACUUGUGGGUACAGGGUGUCUUUAAUUCCAACCAGAUAGAGUAUAAUAUCAAUACUGCUAAAUCUGCAUGUCCUCUGUGUGACUGAUAUAAUAGCGUUGCUACUUCAUUUUUUUAAGACAAAAUGAAAGCAAAAUAAUAGAAUUCCAAUUUAUUGGUGUAGAUAAUCUAGUUGGGAAUACUUUUUAAGUCUCACGUUCCCCUUUAAUAUUCAUAAUUGACUCAUGUUUAAAACACUUUAAUUUACAAAUUAAAUUGCAGUUGGGAGCAUUAGAUUUAGUUUAGACUUAGGUGGGUAGCAAUACCAGUAAACUUUUAAACUACAUAACUUUUUGCAACCACAAAACCUGUAAUACGCUGUACAGUAACAAGUGUUGGCAUUAUCAGUUGAACUGUAAAUAUAAAAUGCUUCUUCCAGUUAGUCUCUAUGAUGAUUAAGUUUCUAAAAUUUAUCUGAACACCAUUCAGAAACUUGUUUUGGGGAAUUUGAUAGUUAUUGAUGUACAUCUGUUAAACUGAUGACAGACAUAACUCAUCAUUCCCCAGAAACCUUUUUUGAUUACAGUAUCUAACAUUUUGCCUCCUCUUUUUUGGUUUUGCUGGUUAUAAAGGUUUGGAUUGGAGAGGGCUCACUGGAUCCCAAUCCUUGGAGCUGGAUCAUUGGAUUCAAAUCAUAAUGUGGAUAGGAUAGGGAGGAUGAAUUACAAGGAUUCAUGGAGCGGGAUCAGAUUACCAGGAACAUAGGAGUGGAUUCCUGCCCCAACCAAACCGCAUUCGUGUGGAUUUUUUUUUUUUUUUUUUUUUUAUUCAACUUAAUUGGCUAUUCCAAAGAUUUUUUUUUUUUUCCUAUUUUUGACGAUUGGAGCCCUUAAGAUGCACGAUGGAAUUGUGUUUUGCAUUUUUGGUAAAAGGAGCAAAGCGAGGACCUGGAGAUAAACGCUGGAGCAAUCUCCUUGGAAGGAUUCAGCACGAGUAGAUGGUAAACAUUUAAAGGGGAAAGGGGGGGUUUGUUUAAAAUAGUAAAUCAGUAAGUCACUUCUAAAUUUAAAGAAAACAAAAUUGGAGUUGAAGAAUAAGUAGGUUUCCAAUUGGCUAUUGCCAUUUUUCUUUGAAAAAAAUAAACAUUUUUUAAAAAAC